AAGUUAAACGCCUUUUUUUUGCGUGUCUACAGUAGCUUUACCUCUGGCUCUCUUUAGUGACGUAUGCGCGCAUUCGUAUCCCUCCUCCGUCUCCAGGGGGACCUCCGCUGUAGGUCCGGCGCGGGGGCAGCUUUCGCUCGGCCGUUCUCCUUCCUUGUCCAAGAUGGCAGCGCUAAGUGUAAACAAAAUCGGGUCUGGCGCUGGGAUGGAUGCCGGGAACAGGCACAGCCGAAGUCCGGCGGGGCCUGUUGUGAAGGUUUUGGAAUGUGGAGUCUGUGAAGAUGUAUUUUCAUUACAAGGAGACAAAGUUCCCAGACUUCUUUUAUGUGGCCAUACUGUCUGUCAUGACUGUCUUACUCGACUUCCUCUCCAUGGCAGAGCAGUUCGAUGUCCUUUUGAUCGACAAGUUACUGAGUUGGGUGAUUCUGGUGUGUGGGGAUUGAAAAAAAACUUUGCUUUGUUGGAACUCCUGGAGCGAUUGCAGAAUGGAUUGGGGGGUCAGUGUGGAACAACUGAAGAAACCAUUGGCCUAUCUGGAGAGUGCAUCAUCCGAUGUGAUGAAGAUGACACUCAUCUUGCUUCUGUGUACUGCACUGUUUGUGCUACUCAUCUGUGUACAGACUGUUCCCAUCUUACACAUUCUACAAAGACACUAGCAAAACACAGACGUGUGCCCCUUGCUGAUAAGCCACACGAAAAGACGAUGUGCUCUCAGCACCAAGUGCAUGCCAUUGAAUUUGUGUGCUUGGAAGAAGGUUGUCAAGCCAGCCCUCUUAUGUGUUGUGUUUGCAAAGAAUACGGAAAACACCAAGGUCAUAAACACAGUAUUUUGGAACCAGAAGCAAAUCAGAUCCGUGCUUCCAUUUUAGACAUGGCUCACUGUAUAAGAACUUUCACAGAAGAAAUCUCAGAAUAUUCUCGGAAACUAGAUUGUAUAGUUCAACAAAUAGAAGGAGGAGAACAAAUCUUUGAAGAUGGCAUAGGAAUGACCCAUACAGAACAUGUCCCAGGUACUGCAGAGAACGCUCGGUCAUGUGUCAGAGCCUAUUUUUCUGAUCUUCAUGAGACUCUCUGCCGCCAAGAAGAAAUGGCACUUAGUGUGGUGGAUGCACAUGUGCGAGAAAAAUUGAUCUGGCUUAGGCAACAACAGGAAGAUAUGACUAUCCUGUUAUCACAGGUUUCAACAGCUUGCCUUCACUGUGAAAAGACUUUACAGCAGGAUGACUGUAGAGUUGUUUUGGCCAAACAAGAAAUUACAAGGCUUUUAGAAACAUUGCAGAAACAACAACAACAAUUUACAGAACUUGCAGACCAUAUUCAACUCGAUGCUAGCAUUCCAGUUACUUUUACAAAGGACAACAGAGUACACAUUGGACCAAAAAUGGAGAUUAGAGUGGUGACCCUUGGAUUAGAUGGAGCAGGCAAGACUACUAUUUUAUUUAAACUAAAACAAGAUGAGUUCAUGCAACCUAUUCCAACAAUUGGUUUUAAUGUUGAGACAGUAGAAUACAAAAACCUGAAAUUCACUAUUUGGGAUGUAGGUGGCAAACACAAACUGAGGCCUUUAUGGAAACAUUAUUACCUCAAUACACAAGCCGUGGUGUUUGUCAUUGAUAGCAGCCACAGAGACAGAGUCAGCGAGGCACACAGUGAACUUGCCAAGCUAUUAACGGAGAAGGAACUGCGUGAUGCUUUGUUACUGAUCUUUGCCAACAAGCAGGAUGUGCCAGGGGCACUUUCAGUAGAAGAAAUCACAGAAUUGCUGAAUCUCCACAAACUUUGCUGUGGUCGCAGCUGGUACAUUCAAGGUUGUGAUGCCCGAAGUGGCAUGGGACUUUAUGAAGGACUGGAUUGGCUUUCAAGGCAUCUGGUGGCUGCAGGUGUCCUGGAUGUGGCUUAAGAGAGCCAGUAAGCAUGAAGACCAG
This is a messenger RNA of Python bivittatus (Burmese python), 1925 nucleotides long. It is a transcript of the gene TRIM23, whose product is annotated as tripartite motif containing 23. Gene Ontology annotation, molecular function: GTP binding; GTPase activity; zinc ion binding. Lineage: Eukaryota; Metazoa; Chordata; Lepidosauria; Squamata; Pythonidae. The record is from RefSeq and is a predicted model, not a curated record.